Messenger RNA from Thelazia callipaeda (thelaziosis nematode), 789 nucleotides. The record is from the annotation of a GenBank genome assembly. Lineage: Eukaryota; Metazoa; Nematoda; Chromadorea; Rhabditida; Thelaziidae.
AUGCUAAAAAUUGAAGCAAGGGUCAAACUCGAACUUGGUAUUUGUGGUUGGAUAUUGACGAUUGCAGCGUAUUUGGUUGUCUUCUUGACAUUACCCUUUUCGGCUUAUGCUUGCAUUAAAGUUGUACAGGAAUACGAAAGGGCUGUAAUAUUUCGACUGGGAAGGCUGAUGACUGGAGGAGCCCGCGGGCCUGGUCUGUUCUUCAUUUUGCCCUGCAUUGAUUCGUAUAAAAAAGUUGACUUACGUGUGGUAUCAUUUGACGUUCCUCCACAAGAAAUUUUAUCACGUGAUUCGGUAACUGUCGCUGUUGAUGCCGUAGUAUACUUCCGUAUUUCAAACGCUACUGUAUCCGUAACAAACGUUGAAGACGCUAGUCAUUCUACAAAGCUUUUAGCUCAAACAACGCUUAGAAAUAUUUUGGGUACUAAAACAUUGGCUGAAAUGUUGAGCGAUCGAGAAGCUAUCUCUAUGCAAAUGCAAAAUACACUAGAUGAAGCCACGGAUCCAUGGGGAGUGAAAGUGGAGCGAGUUGAAGUAAAAGAUGUUCGUUUGCCUGUUCAACUGCAACGUGUAAUGGCUGCUGAGGCUGAGGCCACACGUGAAGCUCGAGCUAAGGUAAUAGCAGCGGAGGGUGAAAUAAAAGCUUCAGAAGCUCUCAAUGAAGCUGCAAACAUCAUAGCCGAAUCACCUACAGCAGUUCAACUGAGGUAUCUCCAGACUCUCUGUUCUAUCAGUGCAGAGAAAAAUUCCACAGUGAUAUUUCCGUUUCCCAUAGAACUUAUACGAUAA